Molecule: messenger RNA, 3495 nt
Organism: Cinclus cinclus
Lineage: Eukaryota; Metazoa; Chordata; Aves; Passeriformes; Cinclidae
Gene: LRRC66
Product: leucine rich repeat containing 66
Exons: 4
Coding region: 1-3495 (1164 amino acids)
Cellular component (GO): extracellular matrix
Molecular function (GO): protein binding
Source: RefSeq, a predicted model, not a curated record
AUGGAUAACCUUCACUUGCAUGUCAUAGCUGUGGUCCUUUACUUUAAUCUUCCUGGAUCAGUGGGAACCAAGUCACAGUGGAUUCUUCCUGCUACACAUCUCCAUUCAGAAUGCCGGUGGGAUGGGCAGUUCUUACUGAAUUGCUCUUUUACCAGAAUAUCUACUGUUCCAGAAGAUAUAUCACAAACAGCAGUAACAGCUGAUCUGAGUCACAAUAAUAUUAAAACUUUUGGGUGCUCUGAUGGAAGAAAUGAAGAGUGGAUGCUGAAACACCUGAACCUCAGUAACAACCUGAUUUCUGAACUCUCUUUAACUACUUGUACAAAUUUACUCACUUUAGAAACUCUAAACCUCAAUGCUAAUGUCAUCCACACCCUCACGCUGGACAUGCCGUCACCUGCACGGGGCUCUAGAAAGUACAGCAUUGUUGAUCGUCUCCUGCCUUCUUUGAAAGUAUUGUCAGUUGAAAGAAAUAAUCUUAAUACAGUUCCAAGAGGACUAGGGCUCCUGCAAUCUUUACAAACUGUCCGUAUAUCAUCCAAUGCCAUACAACAGAUUGAUCCAAAGGAUUUUCAAAAUUGUUCACAGCUGAAGGACAUUGACCUGCGAAAUAACAAGAUUACUAAAAUUCAUCCAGAUGCCUUCAGAGACCUCAACAAAUUACAGGUUGUGGAUCUCCGUGAAAAUGCUCUGACAAUGCCUCUACCACAGAUACUUGUCAGUUUGAACUUCUUUCAACUUGAAGUAUAUUUGUCAAAGAAUGUCUGGAUAUUUAACUGCAGGCUAAACGCUUUUAAACAUUUAUUUCAUUUUGUCUUUGACGCCACAAAGAAAAAAUUAAGCCUUUCAUACAAAAAGUCUGCCAACAACUCCCAGAAACCUCUGCUAUAUCUUUCAAGUUUGCAUUUAAACUGCAGGGACAAUGUUUUGUUCAAAAGGGCCACAGUCCCCAUGGGGAACACAUCAGUGCUGACCUGUAACAUGGACAACAUAAGGGGCAAUGGAGUCUCUUGGUGGACACCUAAGGGCAGAAUUUCAAAAAAACACAGUCUUCCUGAUAUGACACUGGAUAAAAUGAAUAAUUUAGUGAUAUACAAUGCUGAGAAAUCUGAUGAAGGAUUAUAUCUGUGUCUUUUUAAUACAACAAAAGAUAAAUAUCUCAUUUACAAUGUAGAGGUGAAAGAAUUAGUUUCAGCAUUUUUGGUUAGAAAAGCUAGGGACACUAACGCUGUUAUUAGACAGCAACAAACAGAAGCAAACUUUGCUCUGGCUGUCUCCCUCUCUGUGCUCAUCACAUUUGUUUGUGCUUUUUGUCUGGGUGCUUUUGCUAGACCCUACUUGGAGAGCCUCUGGAGACUCAUGCGCAGGAACAAAAAUUCAGGUUCAGAACACACGUAUUCUAAUCAAGCUUUUUCACAUGAAACCUUGAGCAGACAGUCUUCUGCAAGCAGACCAAGAAAUACACAGCAUGAAGCAUUAUUUUGUGAUAAGAAUUCUUUAAGAAACACACAUAUUUUUCCUACAGAAACUUCUAUUGUGUAUGAAAAUGUCACUGGCAGUGGUGUACAUUCACCAAAUCCCAAAGCACAGUACCAGAAACAAAGCAAUACUGAGAUCAACAUGAAGGAAAUACCAGUGUUUUCAAAAGUCCAAACUAGUAUUGAUGAUGAUGAAAGUACAAACGUUUAUGAUACUGGACUAUUUUUUGUAAGGACGGACUACCAGAAGAGCAAUGAAAUAACACCAAAAAGCAAAUUAAGAAACAACUCUGGCCUGCUGCAGUCUGAGAUCACAAAAGUGACACCAGAUUCCCCAGAAAGAAAAGGUGUUGUUUCACAUAUUGAACCCAGGCACACUAAAACAUUUAUGCACGGAAGGCAAAACUGUGAAAAACAACUUGGUCUAAAUGGCAACAAAAAUAUACCUAGUGAUGUUGGAGAUUUUAUUUCACUCAGUAGCUCCAGAAGAGAUGCAGAUAUUGAGAAUUUAAGCAUCUAUGAAACAAUAGAAAACUCUGCCCUUACAGAGCACAACUAUGAAAGGAUACAUUCAUAUGAAAACGAUGCUUCGGCUGAUGUAUUUGGUGACAGUUCUUCAGCUGAAGGGACUCCAUUCACAUUGAGCGACUCUAGUUCUUCAGCAGACUUUGAACUGGAACAAUCUGAUGUUAGCAAAAACCUUCCAGUCCAUCAGUCAUCACGAGAUGAAGCCAAUACAGACAGUGGAACUGAGAAAUUCGCAACACCGCCAGAGUCUCCAAACAUUACUGCUGAACUUGAGCAGGUUUGGAAAAAUAAAGAUGAGCAGAGUGCCUAUUUUGAGACCACUGUUAGUUACGGAUCAGAUACCACCAUGCGUGAAACAGCAUCCCCUUACGCUGAUAAAUGCAGCGGCCAAGAAAGCAUGCCAGAUCCAGAUCCAGUCAUCUCUCCAAGUCAAGAAAUUCCAGAUACAUUUAAUUAUUUUUCUAAUGCAGAAUCAACAGUACAAAACUCUAUUUCUGAUUCUCUCCACAGUCAAAGUACAGAUUUUGGCAACACGGAACUUAAGUCAAAACAUUUUCCCACAUAUGACACAGAGAAAACUUCUGAAGAGGAUGAACUGCAGCUGUCUCUGCUUCCCAGAGAACCACAGCAUUCCCUCAGCUUCAGUCACACAGAACAAAAAGAAAAUGCACCAGCAGAAAGUACAGAUGAGCACACAGCCAGGAAUUCCCUGGAAAAGAAUCACAGUGAAGCAGAUGUUACAUUAAGAAGAAACAUGAGUACAUCUGAGGACAAUGGCUUUGGUUUUGCUCCCACUGAUACUGGUUUGAAUGAAGUUGUAAAAAAACCAUCACUGCUGAAUUCCAGCAAAGAAUCAUCUCUUCAGUUGCUGCCUGAACACACAGCUGAAAAACAUUUCAUGUUUGUUACACAGCAAGAUGACUUGCAACCACAGGGGAAGGAGGCUUGUGCAGAUAAAAUGCAAGAAGGUGCUGAUGGGAAAAAUUCUGAUGAAUUCAUAGAAUUACAGGAUACCAGCAAUUGCAGUCUGCAUGAGGAUACCAGCAAUUGCAGUCUGCAUGAGGAAACACAGUCUUGUAAUCCUACACCAGUUCUGCUGCAUCUUCAUAGUUCUGGGAAAACACAGUCAGAAGUCACAACAGAUGAUUGCUUCCAACUGGAUCAGAGUGAUGAGGAUGCGUAUUCCUUCUCAAUCCCACAAGGUUUCUUCAGUGAAAGCACACCAUACAGUUCAUGGUCCUUCCCACAAAAGCCAAUAGGAAAUACAAUCUCUGAAAGCACUGAUUCCAGCAAGAUGAAGGAUCACACUACUUUGACAGAACUGGAGAACCAUUCUGAAACAAUUGUAGAUCUCCAAAAUUCCAGUGAAAAUCUCAGCAAAAAAAGCCAGACAAAUUCAGGACAGAACCAGUUUUUUGUUAAGAAGAAAAGAGCAUUUGAUGGAUUUGCUAAUAUUUUGCAAAGCAGGAGAACAAACUUCGAUAGUUGA